Molecule: messenger RNA, 714 nt
Organism: Ambispora gerdemannii
Lineage: Eukaryota; Fungi; Glomeromycota; Glomeromycetes; Archaeosporales; Ambisporaceae
Source: the annotation of a GenBank genome assembly
AUGAAAAAAGGAUUGUUUAUUCUCUUUCUAGUCAUCGCUUUUGCUCUGGCUGUUGUCGCAUCCCCUGGACUCAGUAAAAGAGGAAAGAAACAAAAAAAGCCUAAGCCUGGCAAGCCAUCUCAACCACCGUCUAGUAGUGAUGCAGACUUUGCCAAAGACUCUUUAUCUGGUGCUGCAAAUGGACAUGUUUGCGAUGUCUCAAAAAUCAAAACUAAAGCAAAUGGUACUCAAUUAAAAAACGGUGGUCGAUCCUGUUCCGAUACCCAAAUAGGAGAAAUUCCUGAUGUUAGCCAGAUGGUCUCAUCACUUAUUACCACACCAGAAAAUGGCCAAGUCUUAAAAGCAAAUACUCCUUUCACAGUCUCUGUAAUCAGUGCUAAUUUGGCAACUGGAAACUUCGAUGAUCCAGAGACCGAAUAUUAUAAAUUUUCACAACAAUUAAACAAAAAAGGUUUCAUCAAGGGCCAUACACAUAUUACAGUUCAGCGGUUGAUAAGUACCAAAUCAGCGCCAGAUGCAAGGGAUCCCAUAUUUUUCAAAGGAUUAAAUAAUAUAACCAAAGAAAGCACUCUGUCAGUAGAAGUAACGCCUGGAUUGAUACCUGGAAUUUAUCGUAUUUGCACAAUGACUGCCUCGUUCGCACAUCAACCUCUUAUAAUGCCUGUUGCUAAACGUGGUGCUCAAGAUGAUUGUAUUCGAGUUAAAACUGCUUAA